CUGAGUUGGGCGCUCRGCGGGGCCGAGGGACUCGGCUGGGAGCCGAGCGCGGCCGCGGAGGGGCUCGGAGGGGCCCGCUCGCCCUCGCGUCGCCCGGCCCGGCCCGGCCGCCCCCCACCUGCCUCCCUGGGACCGCGGGCGGCGGCCGAGGAGGAAGCAUGCUGGUGGCCUUGUGCGCGCUGCUGGCCGCGCUUUCUGCGGCGCCCGGGGCGGCGCUGGCUCCAGGGGACUGCGCGGCGCUGGAGAUGGCCGGUGACGUGCUGAGGAGCCUGCCAGGGGCCAGCGUCACCCUGACCUGCCCCGGGGAGGACCUGGGGGCCAACGCCACCGUCCGGUGGGUGCUCGCUGGCUCACGCCACCGGAGCUGGGCCGGCGUGGGAAGGAGGCUGCUGCUGAGGUCGGUGCGCUUCGAGGACUCUGGGAACUACUCCUGCUCCCUGGACGGCCACCCGGCUGGGACCGUGCAGCUGCUGGUGGACGUUCCUCCGGAGAAGCCCCGGCUCUCCUGCUUACGAAGGAGCCUCCUCAGCAGCGUGGUCUGCGAGUGGAGUCCUCGGAACCCCCCGUCCCCCACCACCCAGGCGGUGCUGAUGGUGAAGAAGCUCGAGAAAGUCCCAGCCGAAGACUUCCAGGUGCCCUGCCAGUAUUCUGAGGACUCGCAGAAGUUCUCCUGCCAGCUGGAGAUCCCAGAGGGGGACAAGUCCUUCCACAUCGUGUCCUUGUGCGCGGCCAGCAGUGCCGGGAGCAGGGCCAGCGACCCCCAGGCGUUCGAGGGAUAUGGAGUCCUGCAGCCUGACCCGCCCGCCAACGUCAUGGUCACCGCGGUGGCCGAGAACCCCCGCUGGCUCAACGUCACCUGGGAAGACCCCGUCUCCUGGAACUCGGACUUCUACAGACUGCAGUUCCAACUCCGGUACCGGGCCGAGCCCUCCAAGGCCUUCACCACGGUCAGGAGCGCCCAGUACCACUGCAUCAUCCACGACGCCUGGCGCGGCUCCAGGCACAGGGUGCAGCUCCGGGCCCAGGAGGAGUUUGGACUCGGCUCCUGGAGUGAGUGGAGCCCCGAGGUCACGGGGGUUCCCUGGACAGAGUCCAGGAGUGUUCCGGCCGUGACCUCUGCGACCCCCUCCGCGGAGGUGCCUACGACUGAGGAAGAGGAGCAGGAGGAAGGCCGCAGGAAGGUCUCUGAAAAAGCAACCAGCCUCCCAGGGCAAGAUUCUCGGCCCGUGCCGCUGCCCACCUUCCUGGUAGCUGGGGGAAGCCUGGCCUUCGGCUCGCUGCUGUGCRUCGGCAUCAUCCUGAGGUUCAGGAAGACGUGGAAGACACAGGCCCUGAAAGAGUGCAAGACGGGCGUGCCCCCGCCGUAUUCCCUGGGCCAGUCCAAGCCGACCAUCGUGCUGGCCCCCCUCCUCUCCCCUCCCGUGUCCCCCAGCAGCCUGGGCUCCGACCACGCCCCGAGCCACAGCCGGCCGGAUGCCAGGGACUCGCGGAGCCCUUUCGACAUCAGCAACAGAGACUACUUCUUCGCCAGAUAGCUGUCUGGUGGCCCCUGGCAGUGGGGGGACAGAGGUGCUGAAUCGUGUGGGUGACGCAGCCCACGCUGGCUCUGAAAGACGCUUCUCACUGCCAUUCCAGCUCAUCUCAGGGGCGUGGGGCACUUGGCUUCACGCUGACGGAAGGUUCUAGACUGGUGGAAAUCGGCUUGCUGCACCUGCUCUGAAGGAGGAGCUGGUUGAGCUUUCAAACMGCUCUUCCCAAGCGCUCUGCUUCGGGGGUCUCAGCGACUCAGGACACUGUGAUGAAGCCGCACCAAGACUCGAUGGGCCCCAGGGUGUGGAGGAGCCGCCCGGCACCCCCACACCCUGACUCAUCUCUGCCCGCCCAACCCUCAGGCAGGGGCAGGGGCUUCCAGGAGGCCUGCCGUGGUGGCUGGCUCCUGCCCCUGCCCAGUCACACCUUGUCCCUCCGACUCUGGAAACCCAAGUGCCUUUGCCAUUCUGUUUCCCGGACCUGAGGGUGGCUUUGUGCCAACCACUGAAGCUGGGGAGGGAGCUCUUUCCUGCCUUCCCCCCACACUUGAAAAGCAACUGGUGUGUGAGKGUGAGCGUGAGUGUGUGUGUGUGUGUGCGGGGGUGGGGAAUAAGUCUCAGGGCCGAGGGUUUAAGUGGAAUCAUAACUAGCUCCUCACGAGCGUUGUGCUCACUGUGAAUGAUAAUCCUAGGCUUUUGCUGACUACAGACGCAGCUGUGCCAACUUUGUCCCCCGGUUGGGAUCUCAGGGCUUGAGGACAGAAGCAGAGAGGAAGGAGGGGAGUAGGGACAGGGUCUUCAAGGUCCCCUGUGGUAGCUGAGGGGGACCCCAGCUCUGGAAACCAGUUUCCUCUCCCCCCUGCCAGUGCUGGGAGCCAAGCCAGUUGACUUCAUCUUGGUCAGUGGCGGUGCCGGCYGGACCUGAGUGAUCGGUGCAGACGGUGUCCGUGUGGAAGGAAAAACGAAUCCGGCAAGAAUGUGCUUUGUGUUUUCAAAAACCUGCUCUUUUCUCUUGAGGUGCUGGGAGGCCCAGUCUUCUCUGGAUGUCGGUUUAUAAAUCACUUGGGGCSGGGCACAAUGAUUCUGUUGAGCACCAAACAAGUCCACUCAAAAAAGGAGGAGAAGAAGUUUCCCUURUGGAGAAGAGAUUCUGGUUUCAUCCCGUAUUUUGUUUUUGUCUUACAAACCGUAAAAAUAGUCUCUGCCUCUUCUCUGAA
Molecule: messenger RNA, 2746 nt
Organism: Urocitellus parryii (Arctic ground squirrel)
Lineage: Eukaryota; Metazoa; Chordata; Mammalia; Rodentia; Sciuridae
Gene: Il6r
Product: interleukin 6 receptor
Biological process (GO): cytokine-mediated signaling pathway
Cellular component (GO): external side of plasma membrane; membrane
Molecular function (GO): cytokine receptor activity; protein binding
Source: RefSeq, a predicted model, not a curated record